GUCGCAUCAACUGGAGAACUCAACCGCUCCGACUCAGAAUUCUAUCCUAUCCGGCAAAGUAUCGGUCUUUUCCCGAUAAAAGAAGCUGUCGUCGCUGUCGCCUCGAUCGCGGCUUCGCCGUCUCAUCGAUUCCCUACUCGACUUCAAUUCGAUAUUUGCGGUCGACACCCUCCUCUUCUCCAGCUGAUUCCAAGAUCGUUUGUGCCCCGUUGUCGUGUAAUCGAAACUGAUGGAUUUCAAUUUUUAGGGUUUUCUAAUGUCCUUGGCUGUGCCCUUUUCAAGAUCCCAUCUUUCGAUUUUCGUGUUGAACAAUGAGUAGAAGCAGCAUAGAUGAUGACCGGGACUUCACCAACUCGGUUAACACUGUUAAUACUUUUGUUCUUUUUGGAAAAACUGGCAAUGGAAAAAGUGCAACUGGCAAUAGUAUUCUGGGCAGAGAGGCAUUCUUGUCAAGGCUUAGCUUGUUUGGCGUGACGAGUACUUGUGAAUUGCAAAGCACUGCGUUGCAGGAUGGUCGGAUUGUGAAUGUCAUUGACACACCGGGACUGUUUGAUAAUUCUGAUGAAUCAGAGGCCACCGGCAAAGAGAUUGUUCGAUGUGUAAAUUUGGCAAAGGAUGGCAUUCAUGCAAUACUUAUGGUUUUUUCUGCUAGAUCGCGUUUCUCACCCGAAGAAGAGUCUGCAAUUGAAAGUCUCAAAACCUUUUUCGGUGAGAAAAUCCUUGACUAUAUGAUUGCAGUUUUUACUGGUGGAGAUGAUCUGGAAAGCUGUGACCAAACUCUCAAGGAAUUCAUAGGUUGUACAAAGCAUCAGUCUCUACAGAAAUUUCUCGAAUCCUGUAAAAAUAGGAUUGUGCUUUUUGAUAACAAGACUAAAGAUGAGACCAAACGAGCUAAGCAGAUGCAAGGACUUUUAUAUCUUGUGGAUUCUGUCAUCGCAAGCAAUGGCGGAAAACCAUUUUCAGAUAAGCUGUUUGAUGAACUUAAGGAAGGAGCUUUGAGGCUCCAGCACAAGGAGAAAGAGGUUGAAUCUAUGAAAGGAUAUUCUGAGCAACAGAUAUCUGCAUUGAAGGAAGAAAUAUACAGUUCCUAUGAUGAUCAGCUUGCACGAGUAACUGAAAUGGUCGAGCAUAAGCUAAUGCAAACCGUGGAGAAACUCAAGAAACUGUUGGCCGAAGAGCAAGCUGCACGCCUAAAAGCAGAGAAGAUUUCGCAGGAAGCCACAAAGAGGUCAGGCAAAGAGAUCGAUAGGCUAAGGGCGAACCUGGAGAGAGCUAAGAAGGAUGCCGAAGAAUUCAGAAUGCGUGCCGAGAGUAAGAAAAUGUGUGUCUACCUGUGAAAUCUCAUCGGCCGGUUCCAUAGUUGCAUUUGUCUAGUAGUUUUCGGCUAGUUAUAGAUUCUAGAUUUCACUAUGAGAAAUUUUUCCUCAUAUAUGGGAAGAACUACUUAGCACUUGCAUCUAUAUGGUUUGCAUCAUGUAUUUUGUGCAGUCAUUGUUAGCUUUUAAUCUUUUGGUAUAUUUGUCCA
Messenger RNA from Musa acuminata AAA Group (dessert banana), 1525 nucleotides. Its product is annotated as immune-associated nucleotide-binding protein 9. Gene Ontology annotation, molecular function: GTP binding. The coding region runs from base 312 to 1337 and encodes 341 amino acids. The record is from RefSeq and is a predicted model, not a curated record. The transcript is spliced from 6 exons. NCBI's taxonomy places the organism in Eukaryota, Viridiplantae, Streptophyta, Magnoliopsida, Zingiberales, Musaceae.